Molecule: messenger RNA, 4196 nt
Organism: Mytilus trossulus (common blue mussel)
Lineage: Eukaryota; Metazoa; Mollusca; Bivalvia; Mytilida; Mytilidae
Product: phosphatidylinositol 4-kinase type 2-alpha-like
Exons: 9
Coding region: 443-1777 (444 amino acids)
Biological process (GO): phosphatidylinositol phosphate biosynthetic process; endosome organization; Golgi organization
Cellular component (GO): endosome; trans-Golgi network; lysosomal membrane
Molecular function (GO): 1-phosphatidylinositol 4-kinase activity
Source: RefSeq, a predicted model, not a curated record
AGCUGAGGAGUUCCGAAACCAAAUUAUUAUUUUGUCAUCCUCAAAAUGGAUCAUGUGAUUUGAGUUUCGGUUUCAUUGUUUUCUCUGAUCAAAGAUUUAAUCAAUACCAGUAUGGAUGCGUAUUCCAAAAGAAAUCGUCAAUUCAUCAAUCAAUAUAAUCGGUUUAAGUAAAGUGACUCAUCAGCAUAGCUGCCACAGUUUUGACAGUAACUUUUCCAGUUGGUGGUCCAGAGACCAAAAUCUUAUCUUGUUGCUUAGCUAAACAUUCAGUAGACAGAUACAAAUCUGAUAAGGAUAUGUUAUAAAAACUUGGAAACUUUUAAAAACAAUUUCAUUUAAUGACACUGGUAUCUGUCCAAUAAGUUUCUGCUUUUAUAUUUAUAGACAGUUUGUAUUCCUAUUCUAUUUUACACCAUUUUUCCAUUUAAACAAAAAAUUGAGAAUGAGUAGUAAUUCACAUGUACAUACUGCAGCGCCACCUCCUGAUGUUACAUUUGCAGCGCCAGGAUUGCCUGAUAUUCGUAUUCCAAGGUCACCAACCCGUACAAAUACAAGGGGCAAUGAAGAAAGUUCACCUCUGCUAGUUUCCAGAGUUGAACAUGAGUAUGGAUUAUUUGAAAAUAAUUUCCCAGAUGAUCCAAAUUUUCAAGAAAUAAUCAGAGAAGCUGAAGCAGCAAUUGAUCAAGGAAUUAUGCCAGAAAGAAUCUAUCAAGGUUCAAGUGGAAGCUACUUUGUAAAAAAUACAGAUAUGAAAAUAAUUGGUGUGUUUAAACCAAAAGAUGAAGAACCAUAUGGUCAACUCAAUCCAAAGUGGACCAAAUGGAUGCAUAAAAUAUGUUGCCCAUGUUGUUUUGGUAGAAAUUGCUUAGUCCCAAACCAAGGAUACCUGUCUGAGGCAGGUGCUAGUCUCGUAGACUCAAAACUUCAAUUGAGUAUAGUCCCAAAAACUAAGGUAGUAAGGUUAUCUAGUGAAACAUUUAAUUACACAGACAUCGACAGGUUAAAAUCAAGGACAAAACAGAGCAUAUUACAGAAAGUACCAGCUUUAGGAAAGAGAUUUCAUAGAUUAGGUUUACCACCAAAGACUGGUUCAUUUCAGCUGUUUGUAACUGAUUUCAAAGAUGCUGAUUUCUGGCUUAGGAAAUUUGAUCAUGAAGAUCUCCCAAUAUCUACAGCGACAAGAUUACAGCAUUUAUUUGAAAGACUUGUAGUGUUAGAUUAUAUAAUUAGAAACACAGAUAGAGGAAAUGACAACUGGUUAAUAAAAUAUGACCCAGUGUCAUCACGAGGCAGCUCAGGGACAGAUAUAGAGGAUGGUGAAUGGAGUUUAGUAGACAAUCCUGACAUCAGUGUAGCAGCUAUAGACAAUGGAUUAGCAUUCCCUUAUAAACAUCCUGAUGAAUGGAGAGCUUAUCCAUAUCAUUGGGCAUGGUUACCACAGGCAAAGAUACCAUUUUCUGAUGAAAUCAAAGACCUAGUAUUACCACAGCUAUCAGAUAUGACAUUUGUAGAAGACUUGGUGGAUGAUUUGUAUGAACUCUUUAAGACAGAUAAAGGUUUUGAUAGAAGAACUUUUGAAAAACAGAUGUCAGUUAUGAGAGGACAAAUUUUGAAUUUGACACAAGCAUUAAAAGAUGGAAAAUCCCCAGUACAACUAGUACAGAUGCCAGUAGUUACAAUAGAACGAAGUAAAGGAAUGGGUGGGCGUGGCAGAACUGACAGUGAAACAUUUACACAGAGCUUUGCACACAGAGCUCCAUUCUUUUCUUGGUGCUGAUAUAAUGUUAAAUUAAACUAGAUAAUCACAUACGAAUGAUGCUUUUCUUUUUAUAAAAGAAAGGAAAGAAGAUGGACCUAAGAGAGAUUUAAAUAUGACCUGAUAUUUUUGGAAUCCAAAUAUAUAUGUUAAUGCUUAUUAAUAGCUGUAAAGUGUUGCUGUGAAGCAUAGGACAAAAGUUUCAGAGUGAUUUGUAUUCUUGCUCUCACAGUUAGAUUCAGUAAAAUAUAUAUUUUGGUUACCUAAAUUAUUUUUUUCACAAAAAUAUUUUCCUCAAUACUGUGGAUUCAUUUAUUUUCGUGGGUAUCAAUUUUCGUGGUUUAAGGAAAAUUUACAUAUUCGUGGAUAUUUAAUUUCGUGGUUUUGGCAAAGUCUACACUCAUUCCUUUAGAAAAUUUGUUAUUCGUUGAACAUUUGAAUUCGUGGUUCUCCUGUACCAACGAAAUCCACGAUAAUUGGUAUCCAACGAAAAUUAAUGAAUCCACAGUAGUUUCUAGUCCCCAAAAACAUGAAAAAAUGUUUACUAUCUGUAAAUAAUUUUCUACAGUUGAUUUUAAAACAAGAUAAAAUAAAGAUUUAUUUCACGACAUUGAUUUUUAAAGAGAAAAAAAAAAGAAUGCAAUAAAAUUACAGCAAUAAAAAAAUCAUUGCUGCCUUGAAUUCCUGAGAUGAUUGAACAUGUUGAAGUCUUUUCUACAAUUGAUAUUUAUUUAGCUGUCACAAUAGUUUUACAAUGCACCAACUGAUUUGUAACAUUUAACACAUAUUGUUAUUAGCAUAUGUUUAAUAAUAGCUAAGUUUUCCACAUUAAAUCAGUACCUCUGCAUAAUCAUUGUUUGUCUGUCUCAAAGGGUAAUCUCUAAAUGUUCUUACAAUUCAGCUUUAUAGGGAAAUAUUUUGAUAUUGUAUGCUUAUCAAUGUUAUUUUGUUAAGCAACAAUAGCAUGACACAGAAGUUAUCCUGAUAUUUAAAAAUAUCAUAAGUUUUCAUUUUCUCUUACGUUUGGCAAAGCCAAGUUGCAUCUCUUAGAAUUAUGUCCCAGAUAAAUGGAAAUGUCUUGUAUCUUGCUGUACAAUCCAUGAUGUAAACAUUUAAGAUUUAAAAAUGAUCUCAAUUUUUUUCUUCAAUUGAUCCAAUGAUUUCAAUCAUGACAAAGAUUGUGUUUUAAACUGCAUAAUUAUUUAUUUUGUAUCAUCUGCAGAACAGAUAGGGAUCUCUGUCUAAUAAUUUACAUAACAAUGUUAAAAUCAUAAAUUUGCUUUAUUAACAAGAAGACAUCCUACUUAUUAACUGAAGAUACCCAUUUAUAAUAAAAUUACUGUUACUGUUAACUUUUUAACAUUUAAAUACAAAAGGAAAUCCCAAGGUAACCUAGAUGUUAAAGUCAUGCCCAGUCAUGUAAUAAAAAAAGUGUUACUAUUUUGUACUUAAUUUUGAAAAUAUGAGUACUUCACUACUUGUGAGUGAAUAAUAAAGAAAAGAAAGAGAAUUACGAAGAAGAUAGUAAUGUGUUUGUAAAUAUGUAAUUGAAGUUUUGUAAUGAUUUCAUAAAAAAUGAUGAAGAGGACCAAAGAUUUGAAACUAAUUGAUGAAGUAAUAGUUUAUUUAUUCUGGCAAAUAUAGAAAAUUCCAAAAACCUUGGAAUAGUUCUAUUUUAUUUUUGAACUAAGGGAUUGGCUGAGUGGUCUAAGAAGUCAAACUUCUGUAUCACUAUCCUGUCAACAGUCAUGGUGUGAGGAUGAAUCCUGCACAGGACAGGUGGUUCUCUCCAGGCACUCUGGCUCCCUUGACCAAUAAAAACUGACCGCUACAAAAUAGAACAAUAGUGCUGAAAGUGGUGUUUAACACCAAUCGAUCAAUCAAUGUAAUUAAGGGAUAAUUGUUAGGUUACAACCUUUUUCAAAAUAUAUAUUCAUAUAAAUUUAAGAUAAGCAUAUUAAAUGAAUAAAUAGCAGGGAUUUAUAUGAACUUCAUUUUAAAAAAAUCUUUAGUGUCAUGACUUGUUUUGAAGAUGCAUUUCUUAAUUUCUGUAAAAUUGCCAUUGGUAUGCCAUACAUGUAAACUGUAAAACAUUGUUUGAUAGGAAGAGAUAUUUUUGAGAUUUUGACAUGUCAUACAGUUAACAAGUCUUGAAUGAGAAAUUCUCCAGUUUUGUAAUAACUGAAAAUAAUGGACAUGCAGACACAGACACAAAGUUACUUAAGAAUGAUGAUUUUCAAGAGAGAGUAAGAGACAACCUUAGUAUAGGUACAUUGGUAUAUGAUUUAAAUAUUGUUGAUGCUGUAUAAUUUAUAUUUGUAUUUAAUAUGAUGGAUGAGAUGAGGACAAUAAGAAGUGUUGCAAUAUGUAUAUGACAUGUGAUAUUUUUAACUUGUUAUUGACAUUGAUUUCAGGAAAUUAAAUUAAAAUUAUUAAUUUA